This is a messenger RNA of Xyrichtys novacula (pearly razorfish), 9032 nucleotides long. NCBI's taxonomy places the organism in Eukaryota, Metazoa, Chordata, Actinopteri, Labriformes, Labridae. The record is from the annotation of a GenBank genome assembly.
GCUGCAGUUUAAAUUAAUGUCAACCUGCCUUCACGCCGGGAGAACAAACCCAGCGCUGAUAGUGAAAGUACGUGCUCAGCGUAACUUGCGAGCCGCUCUUCACAUUAACAUGGCUCGACGGCCGAGAAACAGGUAAGUUUAAACGGAGCUAUUACUCUUUUAUUUCCAUUCUUUCUCAAUAUCUCCCGUUUUCUUUUACAAUACUCAUUAUUAGUGUUAGAUAAAGCGCGAGUAACGGAGUCGCGUGUGCGACUUUUUGCCAGACUUCAAUUUCAUUUGUAUAUAUAUUUAUUUGUAACUCCGUCUUUCGGGUCUCUUUUUUGUGUUCGCGAGCCGUUUUGUUUGUUUGAGUGGUCAUGUACUGGGAGUCUCGCUCGCGCGCCCAUGACAGGUGGUGGUCAUCUGGCAUGUGCGCUCCUCGCGCUGCUGUCAUUGGAGAGAGAGAGAGGGGGAGAGAGGGAUCUCUCACUACUUUACCAAGCACACACACACUCUCACACACGCACAGACGGAUUAAUAGUGAAGUUAAGCGGGUGGACAAACGCGUGCCACGAUGUAUAGGCUACUGCACGGAGCGUGGACAAUGCUUUAAAUAGAAGCUGAUUAUGGACACAGAAUCAAACUUACUGCAGCGUUGCGUCUUUAUAUCUCUGACUUCUCUCACGCAAACUACGCAGAGUUAUGAAACAUUUGCAACAAACUCAAAGUAAGGAUCUCGGUUUAGUUUAGGACGUUUUUUUAGGAUAUUGCUGAGGUUGAACAUCACCUUUUUAGCCACAUGGUCGGAUAAUUUCGUUUUCACCUGCAGAUUAGAUAAAGAUUUACCGUGGAGCUGGCACAAAGGUCACUUUAAACCCGCCUUUCUGAAACUUCAAGUAACAUCUCUGAAAACGAGGAGCACUCGCUCUUUAUUAUGGAAACUGCGCUUUCUACGCGUCCUCUACGCGCACUUGUCAUAAGUAGGGACUGCUUCUUUUAGUCUAGCCUAUGCGCCUUUUUCAGUCCCUUAAACCCCCAGACAUACUGUAGAGUAACUCACACUGCGCAUUAUUCUUUUGACAAGAUUUUGCACGGGUUUGGCAAACCUAGUUUUGAUUCGGGGUUUUAAUGUAAAGUCAUGCUUAUAAGCGGAGAAUCGGACGACUGUGCGUCCUAAAUCUACAUGCAACCCCCCUCAUUCUUUCAGUCUACAGAGCAGUUAUAUAGAUUGAUAUUUCAUGAGUUUCCAGCUUACUCAUCAUUCUCACCAUGACUCCACCAUGCAGUAUUGUUUGCCUUUGGUUGGUUGCUGUGUUCAUCCACUCUUCUGCAUUUCUAAUGGGUUGAUUGUCUUUUCAAUAAGACUGCUAAAUUGGAAAAAAAAGCCCCAUAAAUACAGUUUUGUUCUACUGCACCAAAAGCAGACUGUUGUACUUUAUUUUGAUGUAUUUUUGAUAAGGUCUCUGCCUUUGAAACAGGUUUUUAAACUGUUAGAUAUAGGGCCAAAAACAAGGAAGAUAGUCCACUAUAAAUAUGUGCACACACUCCUCUCUGUGGGGUUCCUGUUCACCUGUUGCUCUUUAUGACACUGAAGUACCCUACCUAGCUUCCACUUGCCUACCCCUUGAUCUGAUUGGUUUAGAGUCAGUAUGUGUGUGUGUGUGUGUGUGUGUGUGUCUGUGUGUGUGCGUGUGUGUGUGUGUCUGUGUGUCUGUGUGAGUGUUUCUGUUCUGCACAAUGCUACUGCAGGUCUGAACACGCCGGGGUCACGAAAUUAUGAUCACAUAUGCCAAUCCCAGUAUCUGUGGAAACAAAAAACAUUGGAACCUGUUCAUCCAUCCAUCCAUCCCCCUCCCUCCCUCCCUCUUUCUCUCUCUCCUUUUCUCUCCCCUUGUGGGUGUCUUGGCCCAGAGCCUGCACCCAAACCUUCAGGAAUGACUGGUUCUGUCUGUGUUGACACCUGAUGAGUUAAAGUUUGGGCUGAGUUCUUUGUUCCCGUGGAAAGAGUUGAUUAGGGAGUAGUUUGAAAAUAAAAAGGUUCUUAAUGUGCAAUUAUUUGUCCCUCUAUAGUGUUGCACUAUCCCUUUUCACACCAGCUCCGCUUGUUUUUAACUGUCUCUAUGUCUCUCUGUGCCUGCAGUGUUUACAGCAGCGAGGAGGAUGAGGAGGAGACAGAGAUGUAUGAACAUGAUUACGAUGGAUCAAUGGCCAAGGCGGGGAAACGCCACCUCGGCAAAACACGCUGGACACGUGAAGAGGUACACACAAUCAAACACCUGCUCUGAUGUACAAAGUAUUAAAGACAUCUCACACAUUUAGCAGAAACUGCCUCAGGAGAGAUCACCUGAAAAGAACCUGGGAACCUCUCAUUUUAUAAUAGUCUGGUCUAACCACAAUCACUAACACGAGUGUUCAUUUUGAAUGGCUGAUGUUCAUGUUCACUGCAGCAGCAUGUUUUGUAUGUCUGACUAACUUUAUUAUGUGUGGUUUUUUUUUAAGGAUGAGAAGUUAAAGAAACUUGUGGAGCUGAAUGGAUCAGAAGACUGGAAACUCAUUGCAAGCUUACUAACUGUAAGUGUUAAAUCUGAAGAUAAAGGAGGAACUAUUGAUUGAAAAAAAAAAAACAUCUUGUGAAAAAGAGGUCUUUGUGUUUUUCUGACUGACUCUUUAAAACUUAACCUUUUGCUUUCUUGCCUUCCAGAACCGUACAGAUGUGCAGUGCCAGCACAGGUGGCAAAAAGUUCUCAACCCUGAACUCAUCAAAGGGCCAUGGACCAAAGAGGAGGACCAGAGGGUAAGACUCUCAGAACUUGAAAAUGAACACAGAACUGAAUAUGUUGCAUACAGGAAGAAAAAAAAAACAAUAAUAAGAUAACCUUGAUCUUAAAAUAAAACAAUGUGGGACUACUUUUGAAGCGGCACAGCUUUAAAACUGUAAUAAAAGGCUUGUAAAAACCCAAGCAACCCAGAUAUGAACUUUCUCAAGUCAUAAAGUGUCAUCCAAGGUAAAACGAUGACUUGAUGUUCCUUUAAAGCAACCUUUCUGUAGCAACUCCUUGGCUGCUGUUGCACAUUCUUAGUUUCCCAAAAAGUAACUCCUUUAAGCCGUUACUCAAUAAGCGACAUUGAAAACCUCUUCAAACUUCAGUUAAGUAUUUAUUGAAGGAGUCCAGAGGGGUUAUAUUUCUGCCAUGAUACCACUGUAAUGAUUAGCUGAGUGGCUAACGUUCCACUGGAAACUCCCUCACUGCUUACCACCAGGUGCUCCCAAUCCCCUUUACAGACUGAAAGAUAAAGAAAGAGAGAAGGAAGGAAGAGAAACACGUCAUACUCUUUAGUGCUUUUGCAGAGUAAUUAACAAUACUAUUUGUCAUUUCUCUCUCUUUCUUACUUUCCCCCUGUGCUUUUCUUUUUACCUUGUUUUUCACUACACCCCUUCACUUCUCCCUCUCCUCCCUGUUAUUGCUCUUUCCUUCCUCUUUCCCCACGCCCCUCUGCUACCUUUUACUUCUCUUCCUUUUCUAUGCUCUUCCUCCUGCCCUCUGGUCUUUCCUCUUUUUUUUUUCACCCCCAGGUGAUCGAGCUGGUCCAGAAAUAUGGAGCCAAGCGCUGGUCAGUGAUUGCCAAGCACCUAAAGGGUCGUAUUGGAAAGCAGUGCCGCGAGCGCUGGCAUAACCACCUGAACCCAGAGGUAAAGAAGACAUCCUGGACCGAGGAGGAGGACAGGAUCAUCUACCAGGCGCAUGAGAAGCUGGGCAACCGCUGGGCUGAGAUUGCUAAGCUGCUACCUGGCAGGUGAGGCAGAGAAGGGGAAGAGAGAAAGGUGGAAAAAGGGGAAGCUAGAUGAAUCACUGAAAACCAUAUUGGUCAGCUGUGCAAUGUUGUGGUAGAGAGGGUGAAAGGGCAGAGAGGACAACAAGGGAGGAAUAAGAGAAGACACAAGUGAGCUGAUGUCAGGAAAUGAUAUUAAUGUGAAUAUUUGAGAGUUUUUGAAGUAAGUUAGAGAAAAAAAAAGGCCUGGAAUUGGGAGCAAAGAGAAAAGAGAAAAACAAGCAAAAAGAUGUGGUAGUUUUGUCUUGAUUAUAAUUACUCUGCACUGAUAGCCUUAUCAAUUCUGUGUCUGUGUGACAGUGAUAGCCUCCUGUGUGUCUGUGUAGAUAAGACUAUCAAGGACCACUUGAGUACCAGGAUGUCUUUCCAUGUUGCACACUUGCUUCUGUGUUUCGUAAUCAAUUACCCGCGAGCUAACAUGUGCUAUCCAUGACCGUCCAGGACUGACAACGCGAUAAAGAACCACUGGAACUCCACCAUGAGGCGAAAGGUGGAACAGGAGGGCUAUCUGCAGAGCUCAGCCAAGAACAGCAACUCCUCACUCUCCAUCAGCCACGGCUACAUCAAGACCAACAGCCACAUCAUGAGUUUCCCUCAUCACUCGCCCAGUCAUGCACAGCUGCCUCCAUCGCCACCACUAAACUACACAUACAUCACCGAAACACACAGAGUGAGUGAGAGUUGUCAAUUUUACAAACCAGAGAAUUACACUACAGGUUGUUCAAUCGUCUAAUGGUGCUGGUUUCUGAUUGUCUUAACAGGUACCGUUCCCAUUAGCCCUGCAUUUGAACAUCAUGAAUAUCCCCCAGCCUGCAACCGCUGCUAUACAGGUAAGCAAGAGUAUACUGCUCAAUUAUUUCCUUUAGGUUUGGUCUACAUGGAAGAGAGGAUUGGAGUUUUGAAUUGUGGCUAAAAUUUGUUCCUCAUUGCAAAUUUUUAGAGACACUAUAGUGAGGAGGACCCUGAGAAGGAGCAGAGGGUGAAAGAAAUCGAACGGCUUCUCAUGUCAACAGAAGACGAGCUGAGAGGCCAGCCUUCACUACCAGUGAGUACUGAGCAUGCGUGUGUGUAUAUGUGUGUGUGGAAGUGUGACAGCAACAAUUGAUGUGCAUGAGUGUUUGACCCUGGCUGUGAGGACAGUGGUUAGAUGUGUGUGUGUGCGAAUGAGGAGGAGGAAACAUCUGGGGGGUCUGUUUCUGCAAAAGAAAUGAUGAAACAGGACCUUAUCGCCAUUUUUUGGUGCACGUCCCUGACAGCUUGUGCAACACCACACAACACUUCUCUCAGUCUUUAUAUUAAAGUUCCUUUUCUUCUUCUCUUUUUGCUCUUUUGUUCAUUUUCACACCUCUUCCCUUAUUGUCAGGCUUGCAUUUUUUGUCUUGUGCGUGUGUGACACUUUUUUUUAACAUUCACCGCUCUGUGUCUGUGUGUAUGCUUGUAUUUUCCAGAGGGUUAUUCUGUGGUAGCUAUAUCCCUCCCUCACUCUUUUAUACUUUUCUCCCCCCUCCUCUAGAUGACUUUGCCGUACCCGAGCUGGAUCUGCCAUAGCUCUUUGACUGACAGCUCAGAAGGCAUGGGAAUGUUAUUACCUCAUCACCAGGCGGCUGCUCCCGCCCUGCCUCUGGACCAGAGCUGCCUACCUGAGGAGAGCGCGUCUGCAGCACGGGCCCACAGCAACAACAACCGCAACAGUAACAACAACAACAACAACGGCAGCAACAGCCAUCACAGCAGUCCAGCCUUCUCAAAUACGAUGCCAGAGUUUAUGGAGUCUGUCAUUGACUCAGUAAGUAUCUGCAUUUAGUUCAUUCUAAGUCAUUUGUUCUUUAUUUUUCUGUCUUAAAAUAAAAUAGCUUAGUAACUAGGGACAUAGAUUUGGCUUAAAAAUGGGCCUUGACCCAUAAUUUCCCGCCCUUUUUCUAGAGCCUCUCCUCACUAGAGGAAAGGAGCGCUCUCAGAACGGACAGGGUUUCACCCAGUCAAAGCUCAAGGACUGCUCACGAAGUGUGGGCAGGUCUCAUCUGUACAACUCCCAAGCCUCCAGCAGGCAGAAACCUCCCCUUUUCACCCUCACAGGUAGUUGAAGUAGUUUAGCAUGAUCAGAACCUAUCCAAUCACUUUCCUGCUACCUGAUCACAUCUGAAGCUGAUUAUUUAGAGUUAGUAUUUCUGCUGGUUUUCCUCUUAUUUCAUUAAGCAGCUCCUCAUCGCUUCUCUCCUUGUAGACUUUACGAUUCUCACAAUUGUACAUCCAUGAUUUGCCACAUUAUAAGUGUUAAGGGAAAAUCCAUGACUUAAUAUGUUUUCAUUUUUUGUAUUUUACAGUUUCUCAACCAGUCAAUGAGCUCUGAGCACUCUGACAAUGACAGCGUACCCAUGAGCUCGCCUGUGGACACCAAGCCUCUGAUCGACCCCAGUAUCAGGCCCCAGAAGGAGAAUGAAAUGUGAGUGCUUUUAUUUCUCACAUGUUAUCGUACAGUCAGCUAAAAAAGUGUAGAGAGAGUGGCUUUACAAACAGUUCCUUUCUCUCUCUGUAGGUUCAGAACUCCAAAUAUCCGCCGCUCAAUCCUCGAGUCGUCUCCCUGUACACCCACACCUUUCAGGUCAUCCCUUGCCUUGCAGGAGGCCAAGUACGGACCCCUCAAACUACUGGUGAGUCUUUAAAAUGUAACUUUGAUCUCUGUUUUGUUUGGUACUGUGUUCCUGGGACUAAAUGUAGUGUUUGUGUCCUUUCCAGAACACCCCUAUGGAGCAGCAGAUGGUGGAGUCCAUCAAACAGGAGCCGAUGGAGUGUGCUAUUGAGCAGCCUCCUCUGAAGAAGAUCAAACAAGAGGUACUUUCCAUUCAGCAAUAAUCACGUACACCAAAAAAACACACCGACAAGUGUGAGACUGACGUGAGAAGUUUUAGUUUUUAUGUUGAGAAAGCAAAGCAGAAGGUUGAGCUCACUUUCAGUUUUGAGUUACACUUGAAAAUGUGGGCACUUUUUUGUCAGGUGUUACAGCACAUUCUCAGUUUACUGGAAGAAUCUUUCUAAAAAGUUCGGGCAAGACUCUUGGUAAUAAUUGAAUGUGUUUUUGGAUGGCAGGUGGAGUCUCCAUGUGAGAGGAGCCCAUGUAUGCAGUGGGAAGGUCAAGACCUCCAUACACAGCUCUUCUCUCCCAGCGGCCCUGCACAGGAAGUACCUGUAAGUUUUAAACUUUGACUUCCUCCAUAACUUCAAAUCCCAAACCUUAAACUUUACCCCCCAAAAUUAGUCCUUUGUAGUCUUCUCUAGUAUUUGUGUGAAUCAUCAUGACUUCUGUUGAUUAUACUUUUCUAUUUUCCUUUAGGACCUUCUCACCAGCUCCAUAUUGAGUGACGAUGCACACAAAGCCUUCCACUCCUCUCACAGAGGCAUGAGCAGCCCACUACAGGUAAGUUCCACUUUACAAACAAGCUUCGACUGAGUUGUGGUGAUUCGUCUUUUGCCAGAAAAACUCACCACCCUCUCUUUCUCUUGUCAGCAGCAGCUCAGUUCCUGGGAGCAGGCGACCUGUGGGAAAACUGAGGAGCACAUUCUGGGCUCUGAGCAGAGCCACAAGUACAUCAACACUUAUUCUGCGAGGACGCUGGUCAUGUAGGCAGAGACACAUGUUGAUCCUGAAACAUCAACAGUCCCUGUGCUGGACGCAGAGCAGCGGGGUACAUAUUUGUUGUGGUACAACAGUUGGGAGAGGCUCUAUGCCACUUGGUGUUUAUACACUCACACUCGUUGGAUUUCAACCAACCAAAGACUAUAGACUUUUUCUGUUUUUUAAAUCCUUUCCUAUAGAACUUGCUUCUUGGUUUGUAGAAACGUGCGUCUGACCCCUUUUGGUCCUGUCACUGUAUUAUUAUAAAUGUUUGUAUUAUAAAUGGGAAAUGGUGGCUAUAUAAUUUCAUUGGGCUGUAUUAUUAAUUCUGAAUUUUGAUAUUAAUAUAAUGAACAAGUUGAUUAAUUUAUUUCUUUUAUUUUAAUAAUGACUUUGUUGUUGUUGGUAUUUUACAAUUGGCCACUAGAGCAGUGUUGUAAGUUAAGUAUUUAAGCCCUGUUAGCAUUAUCAUGAAUCCAAAGGCAUAUUCAUUUAUUCAAAACUGACCUCUGUAUUUCAGUCAUGAGACGUUUCCAUUAUUUUGAUGUCAUUAUGUUUAAAGCUACACUGGGUCUACUGAGAAUUUCAAGUGUUGGGUCUGUGCCACCUCAAGUUAACACUUAACUACAGCUUAAUGUGUUCCUCCAUCAUGUUUCACUGCGAACCAUGUUUUACAAAACCAGUCUUAUUAGUAUUACCUUAUUACCACAUUGGCACCUUUAUUUCAUAGAAACUGAGUUUUCAUUUCAAUUUUGAUAUUUUUAUCAGAAAACAUUCGAUGAACAAACAUUAUAUUUGUGAUAAUUUCAGAACAUGAGGUGCAUGUCUACAUUUGAACCGUGAGCUUCGCCCAGUAAGAGUAAGACCAAGCUGCACUUGAAUUUUCUAUUAUCCGUAGAAAGCGAGAGUACUAAACACUGAUGUUUUAUAUGUUUUGUUACAAACAAAAGCCCAAUUGAAAGUUGUAUGUUUGAUGUUUUUUUAAACAUUUCUAUGAAUAGUUUUGUACCAUUUUGUAAUGCAUACUCUAUCAGCGUUUGCUUUCUUACUGAGACUGCAGUAGCCCAUGUCAAACACUUAGCAGACAAUCUUUUUAUAAUGCCUUUUUAUACUAGCUUUUUUGAGCAAAAUGAUUUUAUAAAAGCAUUUAUACAUGCCAAGUUUUCAUGUUUUUUACUUUUAUAAACUGCCUUGUAAAUAAAGUGUGUUUUUUUAUACCAGCCUUGUGUUUAGUGUCCUAUUUCCAUAAAGAAAAGGUUGCAUUUCCACUCAGAUCAUGAAAUACACGGCACAACAUUUCCUAGUAUUUAAGCGGUAAAUAUGCUUUUAUCAGUCAGAAUUGAAGUACAAAUAGCCUGUAGUUGUUUAAAUUACAAGUGUAAAUAGCACAGCGAAGGCUCUCUGUUGUCUGGAGCAAUUCCUCUGUUUAAUGUGAACGAACUGUUUGCUCUUCCAUGUCUCUAAAGUGUACCCUAUCUCUAGUAUUCAAAUUUUUUGUUAGGACUGUAGUAUUCAAAUACUCCACCCUUAACUCCCACGUAAUACAAUCUAUAUUGAUAUAGAGUUGUACAGAGUGUAUCAUAAAGCCUUCCCAUCUGCCAAGUACAAC